Messenger RNA from Chondrus crispus (carragheen), 585 nucleotides. RefSeq lists its product as hypothetical. Gene Ontology annotation, biological process: protein deubiquitination. Lineage: Eukaryota; Rhodophyta; Florideophyceae; Gigartinales; Gigartinaceae. The transcript has a single exon. The record is from RefSeq and is a predicted model, not a curated record. Bases 1 to 585 code for a protein of 194 amino acids. Gene Ontology annotation, molecular function: cysteine-type deubiquitinase activity.
AUGGCCCAAGGCAAACGAGCGCCCCCUCCUAGGCGCGACGUCCGCGUCUACCACGAGCGUCAGCAGCUUUGGCGCUGCGGCCUGCACGCCACGAAUGCCCUUUUGAAGCGGCGUGCCUACUCAGCCGCCGACUUUUCGAAAAUCGCCGACGAUUUGAUGGCAGGGCAGCGCUCGUCGUGGUUCCAUCCACACCGUUCAAUGCUCGGCCUAGGCGACUACGACGUUAACGUGCUGAUGGUUGCGUUGGACAAGUACGCCAUACAGACCAACUGGGUCUCCGAGACGGCCUCGCUGGAGGAGAUUAUACGGGCCAAUCCGAAAAUGAAGGGCUUUUUAGUGAACGUGCCUUCCCAGUUUGGCCUCCCAUCGUUCAUGGCACCCGCGAACAGCUUGUUCGGGGAUAGAAAGCAUUGGAUUGCUGUCCCCCGGUACUACAGUCAUUUCCACUUGGUUGAUUCCAAGACGACGCCGUCUCGGUUCGAGAAGGAGGUGGAUCUCAUCCGAUAUUUAGAAAAAGUCCGCAAAGCAUCGGGGCACGUUUUGUACCUUGUGGAUAAAUCUGAAUCGGACCAACCAGUUGAUUGA